AUGGGAGACUACGAUGAAGACACCGCGUUCCUCGGACAGUCCGGUCCUUAUUUCUGGACCACGUUCUUCCUCCUGAACACCGUUUUCGUCUCAACUGGAUUCAACGGACUUUACAUCGUCUUCGUCGGUGCGGCCCCCAAACACCGCUGCCUGGUCCCGGACGUCAACCUGACCGAGGAGUGGACGGAGGCCAUCAUUCCUCUGGCGGUGGUGGACGGCGAGGAGGUGCGGGCCCAGUGCAGCAGGUACCGGCUGGACGUGGUGAGGAAUCUCUCCGCCGCAGGGUACGUUCCUAGAAGAGACGUGAACCUCACGGACCUGGAGCAGGAGAAAUGUCUGGACGGGUGGCUCUACAGCAAAGACGUCUACCGGUCCAACAUCGUCACCGAGUGGGACCUGGUCUGUGGCGACGAGUGGAAAGUUCCCUUUGCCUCGUCGACUCUCUUUGUGGGGUACCUCUUCGGGUCCCUGAUCUCAGGACAUCUUUCCGACAGGUACGGGAGGAAGAAGGUUGUGUUCGUCUCUCUCGCGGCCCAGUGCCUCUCAGUGCUGCUUCAGUCCUUCUCCCACUCGUGGAGGAUGUUCUGCAUCAUGUUCCUCUUUGUCGGAGCCUCCCAGAUAUCCAUCUACAUUUCUGCCUUUGUACUCGGAACGGAGGUCUUGAGUAAAACCAUGCGAGUGCUCUUCACGACCCUGGGGGCCUUCCUCUUCUAUUGCAUCGGGUACAUGACUCUGCCCUGGAUCGCGUACGGCAUCCGAGAGUGGAGGACGCUGCUCGCCGUCCUGUCCAUGACGUCCGUGGUCUACAUCCCGCUGUGGUGGUUCAUCCCAGAGUCUCCUCGGUGGCUCCUCACUCAGGGGAGACUAGAGGAGGCCGAGGCCAUCGUGAGGGAAGCAGCGAGGAAAAACAAGGUUGUGGCGCCUCCGGUGAUCUUCAAAGAGUCCGAGCUCGGAAUCCUUCCGAGCAGGACGUACAGCAUGCUGGACGUCCUGAGGUCCAAGAACAUCCGAUGCAUCACCCUGAUGUGUCUCGUCUUGUGGAUGGCAAUAAACGUCGGGUAUUUCGGGUUGUCCCUGAACACCUCCAACCUGAGUGGAGACCCCUUCAUGAACUGCUUUUUGUCGGCGGCCUCCGAGGUGCCCGCCUACAUCGUCUCCACCUGGCUGCUGAGGAGAUGUCCCAGAAAAGCUCUCCUGUCGUCGUUCCUCGUCAUCGGAGGAGGAGUUCUUCUCCUCAUCCAGUUCAUCCCGAAUACCCUUCAGUAUGUUGCUCUGGCUUUGGAAAUGACCGGAAAGUUUGGCUUCACCAUGGCCUUCAGCAUCGUGUACAUCUACACCGCCGAGCUUUACCCCACGGUGCUCAGGAACGUCGGCAUGGGGAUGUGCUCCUCGGCGGCACGCAUCGGCAGCAUCACGGCUCCUUAUGUCAUCUACCUGGGCACUUAUAAUAAGGUUCUGCCGUAUAUUCUCAUGGGAAGUCUCACGAUUGCCUCCUCUGUGGUGAACUUCUUCCUCCCGGAAACCCUCAACAAAGAUCUUCCAGAAACAGUGGAGCAGAUGCAACAAUGUCAGGGGUUGUGCAACGGUCCCAAAAAGAAGAAACAAGUAGCAGAAGAUGAAGGGAGGAGCCAAGUCUGAUGCUCCUCCUCCUUUGUAG
Messenger RNA from Cyclopterus lumpus (lumpfish), 1657 nucleotides. Its product is annotated as solute carrier family 22 member 5-like. Gene Ontology annotation, cellular component: membrane. Lineage: Eukaryota; Metazoa; Chordata; Actinopteri; Perciformes; Cyclopteridae. The coding region runs from base 1 to 1638 and encodes 545 amino acids. Gene Ontology annotation, biological process: transmembrane transport. The record is from RefSeq and is a predicted model, not a curated record. Gene Ontology annotation, molecular function: transmembrane transporter activity. The transcript is spliced from 10 exons.